This is a messenger RNA of Dictyostelium discoideum AX4, 3942 nucleotides long. RefSeq lists its product as hypothetical. Lineage: Eukaryota; Evosea; Eumycetozoa; Dictyosteliales; Dictyosteliaceae. The record is from RefSeq and is a predicted model, not a curated record. The transcript is spliced from 3 exons. Bases 1 to 3942 code for a protein of 1313 amino acids. Gene Ontology annotation, cellular component: chromosome, telomeric region; nucleus.
AUGAAUGAAAAUUAUAAUACAAUUAAUAAGAUAUUACAAACUUUAGAAAGUAAUAUUAAUGUUACUAGUAGUUUAUCAAGUACAACAAUUGAUCAAAAAAUUCAACAACAACAGUUUCAAGAGAUUGAUAAAUCAUUUACAUUAUUAAUAAAUUUAUUAAAAGAGAGUGAUGAAAAUGGAAUGGUAAUAUCAGUUUUAUCAAAUUCCGAUAUCGCAUUAAGAUUCAUUAAUAUAUUUCAAACUCAUAUAAUAUGUUGUAAUAAUAAUCAAUCAACACCAUUACCAAAUUUAAAAUUAAAAAAUAAUAAUAAUAACAAUAACAAUAAUAAUAAUAAUAAUAAUAAUAAUAAUAAUGGUAAUAAUAAUAGUAUUUUAAAUAAUCAAAUUGAUAAAUUAGCAAUUAAUUCAUUAAGAUCAUUAGGAUUUUUUUUAUAUUCAUCAUCAAUUAUUAAAUGUUUAUCAUCAGAUACUCAAAUUAGAGAGAUUUCAACAUUGUUAGAGAACACUAUUCAAGUUACAAAAAAUAAGAAUAUAUGUAACUAUGCGAUUUGGUGUUUUUCAUCCCAAAGUUUUCCAAAUGGUCCAAUUAGUAAUAAAUUACCAAAUACAUAUUGUGAUUUAUUAGAAAACACUCCAUUCAAUUCUAAAACCAUUGAAAAUGAAGUUUUAAAUUCUUUUACAACAUUGCUACAACAAAAUAUUCAACUCUAUUUAAAUUCAACUGAAAUUUGGUUACCAAUUAUUUUUAAUAAAAUUUUAAGAUUAGAAAAUUUACCAAAUAUAACAGAAAAAUUAAAACAAAUUUUGGAAAUUGUUGUUAAUCAUUAUCAAAUGAAGAAUAAUGUAAUGAGUGAAAGAGUAUCAGAGGUGUUAUUAAGUAAUUGUAAUAGUUUUAUGGAGAAUAUGGGUAAACUAUUUGAUACAAAGAAUGAAAUUCUAAGUAUUCAAUGUUGGGGUAUCUAUGUUUUCUUUACUGGUAAAUUAAUAUUUGUAAAUAAAAUGGCAAAUAAAGUUUUAGGUUUAGCAGAGAAAUGUUUUACACAUGAAAAUAAAUUAGUUAGAAUUGAAACAUAUAAUAGUUGGAAAUUAUUAAUUGAUAGUAUGGAUAUUGAAUAUAUUAGUGUUGAUAAAAGAUUAGAAUUAUUUUGUGCACCAUUUAUGACAGGAUUUACAAGUGAACGUGAAGCAGAGGUUAAAAAAACUAGUUUUUCAACAUGGAUGUACUUUUUAAAACAAUUUAAAACUCAACUAUUCGAUGUUUUCAAUAAAGUUUUUACACCACUUUUUAUUAGCAUUUUAAAGAAUAUAAAGACUUUUAAAGAUAAUGAUGAAAGUGAAAAUGAAAAGAAUAAAAAUAAAAAUAAUAAUAAUUAUAGUAAUAAUGCAGAUUUUGAAUUAGGUGAAUCAGCAUUACAUUUAUUAGUAUCAAUUACAGCACCGUCACAAGAGGUUAGAAGAGUUUCAAAAUUAAAAUUACAGGGAUUGUAUGGUAUUGUUUUGGAUACAUUACCAUUAUCAUUCAAUUCCAAUCAAGUAUUGAAAUGUAUAACUGGUGAUUUGGAACCAUUUACAUUGGCAAUCUCAACCAAUUUCCUUUCAACUUCGACACCAACUAAAACCAUUUUACCAUAUUCAAAUGAAAAAAUUGAAAUUUGGAGUGGUCUAUUGAAGAGAAUGUCAAAUAUUGAUAAGAGGGAUCAAAACUAUUUACCUUUUUUAAAGAAUGUUUUAUUAUUUAUUCAGAAAUUAUUUGCCCAAUUGGACCCAUCCUCCCUAUCACCUGAUGAUCAUGAAUUAUGGUUUUAUCGUUCAAUUUAUCAAUUAACAAUUUCAAAUGUACCAAAUUCAGUUUUAAUUGGUAGUGGAAGUAGUAGUAGUAAUACUGAAAAUACUGGUGGUGGUAGUGGUAGUGGUAAUGGUGAAAAUAUAAUUGAAAAUAUAAAUGGUGGUAAAAAUUAUAUUGCUAUUGAUUUCUUUACAUUGAAUUUAAUAGAAUUUGGAUUUAAAUUAAAUCCUGAUCAAAUUAAAGAAUUUUUAAUACCAUUGUUUGAAGAGUUAUGUUCGUGUAGUUUCUCAAGUAAUAAUUAUGUUGAUUUAGCUUCAAGAUUAAACUUUACAGUGGGUGUAAUGAAUGAUAAUGUCGAUUCAGAUAUUGGCUUAGUUUAUCUUUUACAACUUUGGUUCACACUAACUAAAACCAUUCAAUCAUUUAUAAAAAAGUCACAUCAACUAUUAUCUUUACCUCAACCAUUGAUAAUAAGAAUAUUGGAGAGUAUUUCAAAUUUACUCAUUUGGCCACUACGUGCAAUUGCUUCGACACCAUAUUCCAACGAUACAAGUAUUAAACCAAGUUCAAUGUUGGAAUCAAAUAUAAAAUUAUGGAAAUCAACUUUUCAAUCAAUGGUAACCAUAUUUUCAAUUAAAACCACUUUAAAUCCAACAAUUGCUUUCAUAUUACAAACUAUUGAUGAUUUACAAUUGAAUUGUCAUUUCAAUUAUUUCGAUUUCAUUCUAUCAAUAAUUUCACCAUUAUUAGAUAAUUAUGAUAUUACUCCAAUAAUUCAAAGUGGUAAUAUAAAUAAUCAACAUGAAAAAAAGAAAUCUAUAAAGAAUAAUAAUAAUAAUAACAAUGGAUCACCAGUAGGAAACUUAUUAGAAAUUGAUUUAUUAAUUUCAAAUAUAUUAUUAAAUUUAAAUAAUAUUUUAAUGAAUUGUCAUCAUAGUAAAAUGAUAAUUAAUGGUGGUGUUAAUCAGUUUAGAGUGUUGAAACAAUUAUCACCUUUAUUUGAAAGUAUUGGAAAUAUGAUUAAAAAGUGUAAAUCUGUACCAAUGUGUUUGGCAACCUUAAAGAAUAUGGAAGGUUCAUUCAUUUUAUACUUAAAAGAUGGUGGUAAACCAACCGAUCAAACAAUUCUUACAAAGCAAACUAAUGAAGAUAAAUAUAUAUUGACAACGUUAAUUAAAAGUUCUUUCUUUACAUUUUAUUCAAAUACAUUGGAUAUUUUAAUUAAUGAUGCUUCAAAUCUAUCAUCAUCAUCAUCAACUUAUUCCUCCUCUUCACCAAUUUAUAAUAAUAAACUCUUGGAACAAUUAGAAUUAUUAAUUAUAUCAGCAUUUACAAGUUUAUCUGAUGAAAAUAAAGAAAAAGUAUUAUUCUUUUGGAAUGAAACUUGGGGUAGACAAUCUCAAAAUCAAGAUUUAAUUUAUCCUUCAAAACUAUAUAAAUGUUUUAAAAAGUUAGAGAAUAGAGUAUCAAUUAAAUUACCAAAUUUUCAAAAUCAACUAAACAACAACAAUAACAACAUCAAUAAUAAUAAUAAACGUUCAAAUUCUCAUUUAAGUGAAUAUAAUAAUUAUACACUUGAAUUAAAUUCAUCAAGAAAUGAAGAUUCUCAAGAUGGUUUUAUUUUACCAGAGUCUGAACUUAAUAAAUUUAAUAAUCAUAAUACUAAUUUAAUAAACAAAGAUAAUAAAGAUGUGAUUAUGGGUGGUAAAUCUUCAAAUACAACAGCAACACCAAAAAAGAAACAAAGAGUUUCAACUUCCUCCAAUAAAGAUCAAUAUGUUUUCAUUGAUAAACCAAUAGAAAAUGAUAUUUCCACACAAUCAUUAACUGAACAUCAAAUGGAAAUAUUUGAAAAACAAAAACUAAAAAGAAAUUCCUCUACAACUUUAUCCUCUUCAUUAUCAUCUGCAAGCAACUCCAACAAUAAUAAUAACAAUAAUAAUAAUAGUAAUAGUAACACUCCUCCAACAUUAUUAUUAAAUGGUAUUAAUGAUAAAUAUAUUGAAAAUGAAGAUUUACUCAGUAUAAUUAAUAAUUUAAAUGAUAAAUUAUUUGAAAAUCAAUCAACACUUUCACUAUUACAAAUUCAAACUAUUUCUUUGGAAAUUUCAAAUAAGAUUAAUAUAAUUUUAAAAAAUAGGUUAUUUAAUAAAUAA